CUUUUCCUUCUUUUUUUUCCUUUUCCAAAUGUAUAUAUAAAUGCAAGGUCAUAACCACUGAUUUAUAAUCGAACAGUUGUAAUAUUUGUAAAGUGUAUUGUAUUAUAAAAAGAAUAGGAAAGAUGGCUACAGAAGCAGGAACACCCAGUUAUCAGGAUAAAGAACUACGGCAGAAAGAAGUUAUGGAAUCACAGCACAUUAUGACUGAAGCCAGUAUUCCCAAAUCAGAACACGAUCAAUUGAAGAAUGAAAGGAUAGAGAAAGGACAGAACAGGUUCUUGCGUCACAGAAACUUCAUUUUUCAACGGAUUGACAUCGCUUUAGUUCUUGCCAAUUGCUAUCAGAUAAGAACCAUUAUCUCAGAACCAAACAAACAUGAAUAUUACAAGAUACCAUUGGGGUUUGCGAUAGCUUCAAUAUGUUUACAGAUUUUGUUUACGAUACUGAUGGUCAUAUCUUGGCAAGCAGAUAAAAAGUCAAUAGACUCUCAAGGCAAUAUAAAAAAGGCUGAAAGUUUGAUAGGCAAGGUCUCGCAAUUCAUUGCCAUGCUUUUAGUUCUAUUUAUUGUCAUUUCAAACAUUGUUGUUGUAGAAUUUGGGGCUAUGACCAGCAAUAGUAAAGGAAAUGGAACUGACUUAAGUUGAGAUCUUACUUUUUGCAUAAAAGAUUAUCGUUAAUAUUGUGGAGUUGUUUUUAAUCAGAAUGUAAUAAAAAUGUACUGAAAAAAGGAAAAAAAGGAAAAAUAAAUCAUGAACUUGACCAAAUAAUUUUUUUUAAGAUUUUUAUUAUAAUUUUCUGAGAAAUAGUGGUUGAAAUAGUGUUAAAGAUGUUUCUACGGACGGAGUACAAACUAUGUUGGGUUAUUUUUACAUUUAAAAAUCGUGUUAAUGUAUAAAUACACAGAAUAUAUUGUGUAAUGGUCACCAUAUUAUAUUUCAUGUAGCGCACAAGAGGCAUAAUAUGAAAGUAUGGUCAUUUCAUAUUUUAGACAGAAACUCGGCAAAAAUGUUGUCAUAUAAUGUUUUUGUAAUAACAUUAUGUAUUUUUAGAUGUGUAAGUGUGGACAUGCGAUGAAUUUUAUGUGACUCUUUGCCUAUUUAGUAUACCCUAAAUCAUUGUUCAUAUAUUGUAUACUUGUAUAUGAUAGCAUUUUUGCUCUGCUUUGUAUUAUGAAAUAAUACUGCAAAUUUUAUUAUGAAUAUUCAAAUGCUUAUUACUUGCAACACUCAGCAGGCUCAUUACGUUGAAUCAUCAGUUCUCGACCUUUACAAUAUUUGUCCCCUUUGCCAAAAGUGGCAGCCAAUUUGGGGGUCAAUAUUUGAUAAAAUAUAAUUGAAAAAAAAUAAUGAAGAAAAAAAGAGAAACAGGUGAACUGUGAAAUUCUUUUAAACGCAUGAAGGCAAAUAUUAAUAUUAUUAUAGUACCAGUAUGUAAAAGAUUUUUAUCAGUUUACAUUGUCCGUAACAUUUUAGCUUAGGCAUAUAACAUAUGAGGAAUGUCCCUCAAAAUGGCGACCAGAGGAGAUAAUGAUUGCUAUGUGGAAAGCAUCUAUAAUAAUGAUUGAUGGUAAAUUUAUAAAUUAACUCAAAGCAGUUUGUUCCAUACCAAUUUAUAUUAUUUUAAAGAUCAUAUAUCCUGGUUGCAUAUUGCACAUAAUUAUAUAAACUGUAUUCAUACAAACGAAUAUAAUUCAAAUGUCACAUAACUGUUUUUCUAAAAUAAAAGAUAAAAUUAUUUUUGUUUUUGGU
This is a messenger RNA of Ruditapes philippinarum (Manila clam), 1748 nucleotides long. RefSeq lists its product as uncharacterized. NCBI's taxonomy places the organism in Eukaryota, Metazoa, Mollusca, Bivalvia, Venerida, Veneridae. The record is from RefSeq and is a predicted model, not a curated record. Gene Ontology annotation, biological process: cell adhesion; tissue regeneration. Gene Ontology annotation, cellular component: membrane. The transcript is spliced from 4 exons. Bases 123 to 644 code for a protein of 173 amino acids.